This is a messenger RNA of Helianthus annuus (common sunflower), 5625 nucleotides long. Its product is annotated as protein SHOOT GRAVITROPISM 6. The transcript has 50 exons. Gene Ontology annotation, cellular component: cytoplasm. NCBI's taxonomy places the organism in Eukaryota, Viridiplantae, Streptophyta, Magnoliopsida, Asterales, Asteraceae. The record is from RefSeq and is a predicted model, not a curated record. The coding region runs from base 138 to 5297 and encodes 1719 amino acids.
CACCGCCCACCUGUCCACUAUACACCCCGGCAUCACACGGUGUCUGUCGUUCGCGAUCCAUUUUUCUCUUCUCUUCUUCUUCUUCUUCGUUCUCCUCUUCGAAUGCACUAACAAUAUUUAUCAUUAAUUAUUAAUUAAUGGCAGCAAGUUCUGGAAACUCCAUUCCUGCUCCCGACGCGAUCCAGGUUUUGGUCUCCUCUCUCGCCGAUGAAUCCCCCAUGGUUAAGCAAGCGUCCAUGGCGUCUCUCAAAUCUCUCGCUCCACUGAAUCCACUUCUAGUUCUUGACUGUUGCUUAACCGUUUCUCGUGGCGGACGUCGGAGGUUUGGGAAUAUUGCUGGUGUAUUUCAAGUGAUGUCGAUUGCAAUCGGUGCCCUAGAAGAAGGGGAAGUGGACAAUGCUUAUAUGGAAAAACUUGCCAAACUUGCUACUGCUGAGAUCAUUUCAUCAAAGGAAAUAAAAGCUGAUUGGCAAAGAGCUGCUUCUUCUCUACUUGUUGCAAUCGGUUCUCAUUUACCGGACCUGAUGAUGGAAGAAUUAUUUCUUCACCUAUCUGCACAGAACUCAGCUCUACCAGCAAUGGUCCAAAUACUUGCAGACUUCGCUACUUCUGAUGCUCUUCAGUUUACCCCAAGACUUAAAGGUGUACUGUCCCGAGUUCUUCCCAUUCUUGGAAAUGUUAGAGAUCAGCAUCGACCGAUUUUUGCAAAUGCAUUCAAGUGUUGGUGUCAAGCCUGUUGGCAAUACAGUGUUGAGUUUCCUCUUUCGUCGAUUCUUGAUAGUGAUGUCACGUCAUUUCUAAACUCUGCCUUUGAGCUUUUAUUGCAAAAUUGGGCAACUUCACGUGAUCUCAAGGUCCGGACGUCUGCUGUUGAAGCGUUGGGUCAAUUGGUUGGUCUUGUCACUAGAACAUUGUUGAAGGCUUCUUUACCAAAAUUUGUUCCAACUAUAUUGGAAUUGUAUAAAAGAGACCAUAAUACUGCCUUUUUGGCUACAUGUAGCCUUCACAAUCUACUGAACGCAUCUUUACUCUCUGAAAAGGGCUCUCCUCUGCUCGAUUUUGAGGAUCUCACAGUUGUUUUGUCGACGCUUCUUCCAGUUGUUUGUAGUUAUACCGACAUCAAAGAGUGUACAUAUUUCUCAACAUAUAAUGAAGUUCAACAUUGCUUUCUCACCGUCGGGUUGGUGUAUCCUGAGGAAUUGUUUAUUUUUCUUGUAAAUAAAUCAAAGUUGAAAGAAGAUCAAAUGACUUUUGGUGCUCUCUGUGUUCUUAAACAUCUUUUGCCCAGGUUAUCUGAAGCUUGGCAUAAUAAAAGACCAGCACUCAUAGAAGCCAUUACGUUAUUAUUAGAGGAGCAAAAUCUAGGAGUUUGUAAAGCACUUGCAGAGCUAAUAGUCGUUAUGGCUUCCCAUUGUUACUUGGUUGGUCCUUCUGGUGAACUGUUUGUCGAAUAUCUUGUACGGCAUUGUGCCAUGUCAGAUCAAGAAAUAGAUGAGCUUGUGAUCUCAAAAGACUCAUUUAGACCUGCCAAUCUUUAUUAUUCAUUUCAGCAAAAGCGAGCAGAGGCAAAAAUUGGGUCUGUUCGGCCAACAGAGUUAAGGGCAAUAUGUGAAAAAGGUCUCCUUUUAAUAACCAUAACUAUUCCUGAAAUGGAGCAUGUUCUUUGGCCAUUCAUGUUGAAGAUGAUCAUACCUCGUUUAUACACUGGUGCAGUUGCCACGGUUUGCAGGUGUAUAUCAGAUAUGUGCAGGCAUAGAUCUAUUCAUAAUGAUAGGAUGAUUCGUGAAUGUAGAACACGUGUUGAUAUUCCACGCCCUGAGGAGCUUUUUGCACGUCUGGUGGUGCUCCUUCACAAUCCUCUUGCAAGGGAGCAACUCGCUACUCAAAUCUUGACGGUGCUGUGUUACUUGGCGUCUUUAUUUCCGAAAAACAUAAACUUGUUUUGGCAAGAUGAGAUUCCAAAAAUGAAAGCAUAUGUCAGCGACACAGAAGACCUUAAACAAGACCUUUCUUAUCAAGAGACAUGGGAUGAUAUGAUUAUCAAUUUUCUGGCUGAAACAUUGGACGUUGUCCAAGACACCGAUUGGGUAAUUUCUUUAGGAAAUGCGUUUGCAAAACAGUAUGAACUUUAUACAACUGAUGAUGAGCAUUCUGCACUACUUCACAGAUGUCUUGGUAUACUUCUUCAGAAAGUCGAUAACAGGACUUAUGUUCGUGAUAAGAUCGACUGGAUGUACAAGCAAGCAAAUAUUACCAUUCCUGAAAAUCGGCUUGGUUUGGCAAAAGCCAUGGGGUUGGUUGCAGCAUCACACUUGGAUACUGUUUUGGAUAAACUUAAAGAGAUUCUUGACAAUGUCGGGGAAAGUAUUUUUCAGAGAUUUCUAUCCUUCUUCUCGGAUAAAAGUAAGAUGCAAGAUUCAGAUGAUAUUCACGCUGCACUGGCUCUAAUGUAUGGAUAUGCUGCAAGAUACGCUCCGUCAACUGUAAUUGAAGCCAGAAUAGAUGCACUUGUGGGAACUAACAUGCUGUCUCAUCUUCUAAAUGUACGUCACCCUAGUGCGAAGCAAGCUGUUAUCACCGCCAUUGACUUAUUAGGACUUGCUGUCAUAAAUGCUGCUGAAAGUGGUAUAUCAUUCCCAUUGAAAAAAAGAGACCUGUUGCUUGACUACAUAUUAACUCUAAUGCGCCGACAUGAUGAAGAAGGUUUUUCUGAUUUGAGUGUUGAACUAUUACGCACACAGGCCCUUGCUUUAAGUGCUUGCACUACUUUAGUAUCUGUGGAUCCAAAGUUGACAACUGAAAUGCGCAACAUUGUCAUGAAGGCUACCUUAGGUUUUUUUGCUUUGCCAAACGAACCUGCUGAUGCUGUCAAUCCUCUUAUUCACAACCUUAUCACUCUUUUGUGUGCAAUUCUUCUCACGAGCGGUGAGGAUGGAAGAAGCCGUGCCGAGCAGUUAUUGCAUAUCUUAAAACAGAUUGAUCAAUACGUUUCUUCGCCACUUGACUAUCAGAGGAAACGAGGGUGCCUUGCAGUUUAUGAGAUGCUGCUGAAAUUUCGGGCCCUUUGCGUCACGGGUUACUGCACUCUUGGUUGUCAGGGAAGCUGCACGCACAUCAAACAAGUCGAUCGCACCUCACGGUUUAAUGUUGCAAAUCUACCAUCUGCAUUUCUUUUGCCAAGUCGAGAUGCCCUACAUUUGGGUGAUAGAGUCAUCGCGUACCUUCCACGUUGCGCAGACUCAAAUUCUGAAGUCAGAAAACUUUCUGCGCAGAUAUUAGACCAGUUUUUUGAUAUAUCUCUGUCUCUUCCGAGGCCUGCAGCUUCAAAUUCUAGCACACCUAUUGAAUCUUCGUAUGCUGCUUUGUCAUCCCUUGAGGAUGUUAUAGCCAUACUAAGAAGAGACACAUCUAUUGAUCCUUCUGAAGUAUUUAACCGUGUCAUUUCAUCUGUUUGUAUAUUGCUGACAAAAGAUGAGCUGGUAGCUACACUUUGUGGUUGUUCUGUAGCUAUAUCUGAUAAGAUUAAGCCAUCAGCAGAAGGUGGUAUACAAGCAGUCAUUGAGUUUGUUACUAGAAGGGGAAACGAGCUGAACGAGACUGAUAUAUCAAGAACGGCACAGUCUUUGCUUUCUGCUGCAGUUCACGUGACCGAGAAAUACUUACGCCAUGAAACACUUGUUGCUAUUUCUUCUCUAGCUGAAAAUACCAGCCCGAGAGUUGUUUUCAAUGAAGUAUUGACUGCUGCAGCAAGAGAUAUUGUCACUAAGGAUAUACUUAGAAUGCCAGGUGGUUGGCCAAUGCAGGAUGCAUUUUAUGUUUUUUCUCAGCACAACGAGCUUUCAUCGUCAUUUCUAGAACACUUGAUAUCUACUCUCAGCCACACUCAUGUACAUAAAAGCGACACAGGAAAAGGAGACCACACGGGGGAUUCUGGUGGGGCCCGUGCGGAGAAUGAGAUCCUGCAAGCUGCUAUUGUUGCUCUGACUGCCUUCUUCAGAGGAGGUGGUAAAAUUGGUAAGAGAGCAGUUGAACAAAAUUAUGCGUCGGUUACUGCGAUACUUAUUCUUCAUUUAGGAAGCUGUCACAGUCAAUCUAUUUCCGGACAGUAUGAGCAACUACGUACGCUUCUUAUAGCAUUUCAGGCAUUCUGUGAAUGUGUUGGAGACCUUGAAAUGGGAAAGAUUUUGGCUAGAGAUGGAGAACACAAUGUUGACGAAAAGUGGAUCAAUCUUAUUGGUGACUUAGCUGGUUCUAUUUCCAUAAAAAGACCUAAAGAGGUUUCAGCAAUAUCAGUUAUUUUAAGUAAAUACUUGAAUCAGCCUGUGAGAUUCCAAAGAGAAGCCGCCGCCGCCGCAUUGUCUGAGUUCGUACGUCACAUCAAUGAAGGAUCUGGUUCGGUAUCGGAGGAAAUAGUUGAAGCAUUGUGUCGACACGUGUCAGAUGAUUCUCCUAUGGUCAGGCGUCUUUGUCUACGUGGACUAGUGCAGAUACCACCUAUGCAUAUUACUACAUACACAAAAGAAAUUCUUGGUGUAAUAUUGGCCUUGCUCGAUGACUCAGAUGAUUCCGUUCAAUUGACUGCAGUCUUAUGCUUGCUUUCGAUUCUUGAGCUAGCACCAAACGGUGUGGAGCAUGUUCUCCUUAAUUUGUGUGUCCGCCUUCGCAAUCUCCAGCUCUCCAUGGACCCGAAGAUGAGAGCAAAUGCUUUUGCCGCAUUUGGAGCGUUAAGUCACUACGGUUCUGGCCUACGUGACUCUUUUCUUGAGCAGGUACAUGCUGUUUUGCCACGUUUGGUUCUACAUCUUCUUGAUGAUGAAUAUUCUGUCCGACAAGCUUGCCGGAAUACGAUCAAACAGGUUGCUCCCCUCAUGGAAAUUGAGGAUUUGAUCCCCCUCCUUAACACAAACCGUUUUAUAUCUGAUCACAGGAGUGACUAUCAAGAUUUUCUAAGAGAUCUUGCAAGGCAGUUUAUUCAGCAUCUGGCUUCCAGAGUUGAUACAUACAUGGCAUCAAUAAUACAGGCUUUUGAUGCUCCUUGGCCCGCCAUCCAGGCAAAUGCCAUUUAUUUGUCUAGCAGCAUGCUUGCUUUAACAGAUGAUCAGCACAUUUCAGCGUCUUAUUAUCAUCAUCAGGUUUUCGGGUUGUUGGUGAGCAAAGGAAGCCGUUCUACAGAUGCAAUAGUGAGAGCAACUUGUUCUUCAGCCUUAGGCAUGCUAUUGAAGUCUACGAAUUUGGUUUCAUGGAGAGCUGAUCGGCUCGAUCAUUCGGACUCUGGCAGAAGCAGUAUCGAUUCAUAAUCUAUAGUAGCAGGAGGUAACAUGAUUUCUGUAAAUGUUAAAUCAGUUUUGAAAUGAUUCAUUACUCCGUAAUGAAUCAUGGAUUGGCCGGCCCUUUGUGUUUGUAUGCGUAGUGUGUUUUGGCAUGUAAAGUUGUUACCCUAUGAAUGAGUAUUGUAAAGCUUAGUUUUGUUGUGGGUGCAUAGGUAUACCUGAGAAAGCAGAAAGGGUUUGAAGUUCUAGCUUUGUAUAGUUGUGUUUUAGAAUUUGUGUUGUAAUUUUGUAGAUUAAAAUCGAGUUGGACAACCAAACUUCUAUGGUGUUAUGAAAUUGCGGUUACAAGCGCCAA